Molecule: messenger RNA, 22233 nt
Organism: Rhopilema esculentum
Lineage: Eukaryota; Metazoa; Cnidaria; Scyphozoa; Rhizostomeae; Rhizostomatidae
Source: RefSeq, a predicted model, not a curated record
CCCAUUUCAUCUUAAAGCUUUCAUUACCAAACAUCUGAUGGUUAAUUUUAUUUUUUUAUAAAAAUUCACAGAGAUAAUUAAGACAAAAAAAUUGUGUCUGAUUUUGUUAUUCUUUCAUUUUUUUUGUAUAGUAUUUUCCAAGUAGUUCUGGUAGGAUGCAUAGCUUGAAGAAUUUUUCUGCUGUACUAACAUUAACAUCAAAAAGAGAUUUGUUGGGAUAGAUUGUCUCAGUACAUACUACUUUGGAGUUCAUACUACAAAAUGAGCAUACUUUGCACCAGACAUUGCUAGUUGGCAUUGUACUUGAAAAUAAUAGCUUGAGUGCAAAUGAAUGCAAAUAUACAUUCAUGCUUGAGUGCAAAUGAGUGGUGUAAAGGCACUAGCAUGGCAUCAUCUUUUUCUGCAUAUACAUUUAAUGAAAUUUCUCUGGAGCUAUAAGGACACUUGACCUCUAAAACACCUUCUCAACAACACUUGCAAGAUAUCAAGCCAUCUGGGGAAGCUCCUAAAAUGGCCAUUUAUUGUUUAAAAUUAACCCUGUCUUUAAGAAACUGGAAUUCUCUGUGUUCUGCUUGCAUAGCUUUUACAUAGGCAGCUACUGCAAUGCUCUCCAUUUCCAAACCCUAAGCUACAGCUUCAUUUGUAAAUAUGCACUCUGUUGGGUAACAUAUCUUUUUCAUCCGGCACUUGCUUGGGUUGUAGACAUCAGUACUGCAAGCUUGUUUGAAUCUUGAAACAGCGAUUGUGCCAGACCGGAGCCUAAACCAAAGCUUUGAUUUUGAUUGGCUUGCUGUCUCUUCCUGAAUUCUCUGUGGAUGGUUAUGUGACAAUACUGGUAGAACAACUUUAUCACCUUUUUUUAAUAAUGUCAAAAGAGAAACCUGUGUUUGAAGGAGAAUACAAUUCUGGUCGGUACAGGUUCUUGAUGGGUCCAAAAGGAACAAAACUUUCAUAAAAAGGUUUUUGUUUUUGACAAAAUUGCUGGUCUAGUACCACACAAACUAAUCUUAUUAAAAAAUUAUUUUUGCUUCUAUUCUGAUCAGUGUAGCAAGCAUUUUCCAUUUUCUUCUGGCCCAUGACUUUCUUCUUUACCUUUACUGCCCAAAUUGAAAUCUUGCAUCUUCCUAGUUGCUCCUUUAAAAUCUAUUUCUGCAACAGGUAAGUAAGGCACUGUUUUUACAGCUUUAGGCAGCACUCAUUUGCACUGUUCUUGGGUACAUGUUUUUUUUUGAACGAUUAAAUGCCUCUACGUAAAAUAGAAGUUAUGCAACAUAUGAGCAAGCUUCACCCAGACCAGCCAUACAUGUGCAAUGGGAGGUUUCUAUUUCCCCAUCUGCUUUCAAAAGAACCCAUUUAUAAAAUCAUUUUUAUAAGAAACUGGCUUUAAAAAAGGAGUACUAGAGAGUCAGAAAAAUAAAGAAACUUCAGUACUUGAAGCAGAAAAAUUAAGAAGAUGUUAAAUCAUGAUAAAAAUGAGAAGGAGAAAAAAAUUUGUAAAAUCCAAGAACAUGAUUGCCCUGUUGGCCUAGAACAUAAGACAAAGCAUAAAUAUAUACUUCCCGCAUCUAAAUACAGUAUGAGAACGGAAGUGAAUCUCUUGACGUACUAAAAAAGGGCACAAACAUUUCGUAACAUAACAUAAUUUCAUAAUAGUAGAAACAUCGACAAGUCUAAUUUUUUUUUGAAAAUCCCUCCAUCUUCUGUAUUAUUUCCUAACAUUCAACUAAAUUUCUGCCAUAAAAACUUAAAAAUUAAAUAUAAGGAACCCAAAUCUAAAAUUUACGACAUCAUAAUCAAGAAACUCUUCAGAAACAACGAGUAUUGAAAUUUCCAGAACAUUAAGAAACUGGAGUACUCAACAUUGACCUUUGUUUCUUUUGAAAACUGAGUGUAUACAUAUAUACUCAGUGCCUAUAUCUAUAGUAUAUUCAGGGUACAAUUCAUACGGGGGUCUUCAGAUCAUUACUGUAAGUACUUUCUAAUUCAAAGGUACAAUGGAAGAAAUGCGAUCUGCAAGAGACCACGCAACAAUUUACGCUUACUCGGAAUAUUUUUUCACCAAGGUAGGGUAAGGCAUAUUUUAUUAAUUGUUUCGGAAGUAAAUUAUGUUUUAUAUAGUUUUUAGUAAACAAAGAAGAUGCAUUUUGGACUUUAGAUAUUUUUUAUUAUUGUAAAGGAUAUAAAUCUGUGGCUACUUGGUACCAAAAAUUAAUAAAUGGAUUGACACUAAAUCGCUGGCUUCACAUGGAUUCAGAAAGGUAAUCUUCCACCAUUUCUCAGUUUGUUGGACCGUACAUUGCCUUGAACUUCGCUUUGGCCCUCUGCCAUAUUGCCUCUACUCUGUUUGUAGUUACCACUGUUAAGGGGGCAAGGAAAUUCAAGGUUAACGGUGUUGUGUGCAAACCAAAGCUGUGGCAGGUCCGAUAUGCUGCCCACAUAUCCGUCCAUAUCGUUUAGUUGGGCUCCACCCAUUGCUGGAUGAUCGGCAGUAAUGUAGCUUGGUCCCUUGCAGGGACCGGUACCAGGAACCCUUAAUUCGUCUCUGCUUUAUACCUGCCCAGUAUCCACUGCUCUCUCCCAAGGUGGCCACCCUCGUACUUUCGUCGCUCAAACAGACUUGUUGAUUUCAACAAUUGUCCAUUUCCCCCUAGACGAUCUGGGUGGUUAACAAAAUGCUGGACAGCCACAUCUUGACAAAACAGAUUCCAGUCACUUAUUUUCAGCUCGCUUAUUUUCACUGCAACACAGACAGCCCCCUCGGGCAGCCCACACUUGUAGCCCACAGGUAUGUCAAGCCGACAACCUGCAACAGCUUUAAAUGCGAGCGCUUGAAAAAGCUGCAUUUUCAAACGUUUAUCUUUUUCUACAUUUUGGACAUCUCCAUCAUAGUCAGCUAAUGUACAUGACAUCAUACAUCUUUGAAACUGAGGACUAAGUGCAAUGACGGAACUCGCCUGUGGUUUGCUGUGGCAUUAACAGGGCCCAUGUAUCCCUACAGAACAGUUAAGUGUUUUAGGCAAAUGUAUGAAAAUGACCGCAGGAGAUCAUUCAGUAGUUUGUUUAAUCUACAGGGACGUGUAUGUCAGGGGAACUUCGUUUCGGGGAAUUUUCUUCUAAAGCUGGAAUUUCGCUUUUUCUUCAAGAGUUUCAAUUCAUAGCACACACAAACAGAGAAACACGAAAAAAGUGACUAUUCUACUCUAAAGCUUUAAAUAUGCCCUGUUUUGAAGCACUUUCUUACAGUUGAAUCUAAAGAACUUGUCUUGAUGCGUGUGCAGCUAAAAAAACUCUCUCUUACGUUUUCGCCUGAGUCAGAGUAUCUGCCAUUGAUAAUUAUGUAUGUAGCCUUUGCUAUAAUUUCAGGUAACUAGUUUUUCUGCAUAAGAACAUUAUCAAGCAUUUAAAAGAGAGUUCCCUGACAAAAUUUGGUGUAAUCAAGCCUAAAGUCGCUUUUAAAAGCAUUGUGUCAGUCUUCAUUUUCCAUAGUUUAGUGUUCAGAACAUUGAUUGACAGAGUUAUUGGCAGUUGACAUAGGAAUUGAAUUUCAUGCUGCUUGCAAUGAAGUCUUUCAUCAAAUGGUUGGAAUGCGAUAAGAUCAUACUACCACUUACGCACAAGGUUGCCAUAGUUUGUAUGACGUCGUGUACGUAAGCUGACUAUGAUCUAGUGCUGACCCCAUCAAUGCUGCGUCUGUACAGACCUUCUCAUACAUCGCACUCUUGUUCUGUGGAAAAGCAGCCCAUGUUGCCUGCACCAUGCAAUUGUAGCCUUGUCAUUGUCUUCAAAUCGACGCCCAAUUGCCAUCAAGUUGAAAGACUUGAAUUCUUGCAUUGUUGGCAGUCAUGGAACCUCAGCUUGAGCCAUCAUGAUGUAAAAGCACUGAAGUAUACUUGCAAUGCACUUUAUAUAGUUAGGUGUCUCUAUGAGUGGUCUCCAAUCUAAGGAACACAUUUAAUGACAUGGAGUGAUGCCAAGGACGGUGGUGACUAACAUUUACUGUAUGUUUCAUUCAAAUGAAUUGAAACUGGGCUUAUAAGGAAGUUUGACUUAAUUGCUGACAUACUUUUCUAUCAUAGUAUGUGUGGUACCAUACUAAUAAAUCUUACAUUGGCAGUGUUAAUAAAAUUUCAGAUAUACCUCCAUCCGAUCUUCAAUGGUUUAACUUACUUUUUCCGGGUAAAAUACGAUAAAUCUAGACAACACAGUAAGAUUAUAAGGUAGACACUCUUUAACAGGUUCGCCAAUGGCGAGAUUGUGCUUAAAGUAAUAUAAUGAAUGAAUAAACGUAUUUUGAGCUUCGCCAACUUCCGCCACCCUCCUCUUCGCCCUCUCGUGUAAAUCACCACUGUAUUUAGGCACAUGAAAACCCCAUGCAAUGUUCCAAGCAGUCCAGAGGACACCCGAUAGAACAUUUCUUCAACUUUCCAUUUUCAAAAUUGAUUUAUCAUAUAAAAGUUGCCUCACUAUAAUCCUAAGGAGUUGAGAUUGCGCAAGCUAAUCGUGGAGGCGUGCCAAUUUUGAGCUUCAUGGCUGCAGCUUUGGAAUAUUUUUUGAAAAUCACUCUAAACUGUAGGCGUGAAUACUUUUCCAACAAGAUAUAAGCUGGUAAUCAGCUUAUUUACGAUAUUGAAUGAAAAUGAAAAAGGGGUUAGUAAGGGAAGUUGCACAAUAACCCCCAAAUAUGUUUGAUACUUGGGAGGGAAUGGACAGGAAAAUCCUUUUUUUCCCACUAAAAGCCGAUGCAUCAGUCCAAACAUCAAAACCCAAAUGAUGUCUUCUUCCAAAUGUCUUGACCUAAAUCUCUAAAACAGUGCCUGCUGCAAUCUGCUCCCUAGAAACGAUAUUGUCUCUAAGCCAUAGCACGUAGUGCGCGUUUGUGGCAGUAGUAGAUUGUUGCAGCUUCUCAAUCCAUACUCACUGUGUUUUUCAAUAAAUAUAUCCUUCAUGAAAAUAGGAUCGAGCUCCCAUUUUGUUUUAUAAAUUUCAAUCAUCAACACUUGUAAAUUCCUGAUGUGGAUUGGGACCGCAUUGUCUCUGUGUAACAUUGUGCUAAAAUCUCAUUUCAUAUCUUUGUAAGUUGUCAAGAAAGUGAGAGGUUCUCGAGAGAGCAUGUAGCUUUUGCCCAGCCUUUCUGCAAAUGGACCUAAGUUGCUUUUUAAAGCAUAUGAAAUUUCUAGCUAGUUUAAUUUAAUCCUUUUAGUUUGUAUAUUUCCUUACGCACAGGAUCCUAAUGAUAACAGUAUGCUUGUCAUACUGAUAGGUUAUUCCUGUAUAAACAUUCGUGUAUUAUUAUUAUUAUUAUUUUUUUUAUUAUUUUAUGAAUGUUUUGUCCAGAAUCACUCCAAGCAGCUUUUCUUCCGUGCUCUCUUUUGUCCUGACACUUCCGAUAUUCAAUGAAAAAUCAUUACUUUUAUUCCCAAAGUCCAUUAGUUGGCAUUUGUUCUCAUUCAACUUCAUACAGAAACCAUUCUGCAAUUUUAAGGGCAUCACUCACUAAUGUUUUGUUGUCACAAGCAUAGAUAGCUGAAAGACUAGGAAAACCAGCCGCAUUGCCCAUAAAUUAGAAGAACAGAUAGAAGAAAAACACAAGGAAGCGUGGCACAAGAUACCAUAACCAAUAAGAAAUAACAACAAUUUCAUGCGAAUAAGUUAUAGCUUGAAGGCCCCUGUGAAAUUAACUCUGACGAAAUUUCAUUUUAUCAUCACAACAAAAUUCGACUGACUUCUUAGGUGUGCAAGGAAACAUGGGCCGCAUUUAAUGCACACAAUCUAAUGAAUCACUCCCAAGAAAGGUGUAUGACAUUUAUAAAUUUUGAAAAAAUCUCAUGCUGAGGCAGAAGAUUUUGGUAUUUUUUAGUAGAUGUUGUUUUUCUUUAAAAUCUGGCAUUUCAUUGUUAAAAGCAAGAUCAUAAAUACUUGGUCUUUUAAAUGAAAAUGCUGAGUUUCAGGAAGUUGAUUAUGAUAACAAUAAUCUUCAGAUGACUGUUUGUUACCGAACAGUGCACUGUAAAAAGUUUGUUCUUCAUGCAAUCGGUUCUUUUGGACGUGUGCGCCAAACAAAAACGAAUUUCUAGCAAGGGCAAAACUUCUGCUUUGAAGUGGUUGCCGUCAUAAUUUGAUUAAGCCCACCCCCCCUCCCAGGGACCUAAAUCUAUUUUUAGAACUUCUUAAUUUAGAACGGCAAAAAUACCUCUCAAUAUGCAAAAUUAUGUUCAAAAUUGGCAAAUUUGGCCAAUCUGCAAACCGAUUACUGUUAGUCUGGCCUGGUUCAUAAAGUUAUGAACCAAGACCAAAUUGGAGAGGUUUGACUGAGAAGAUCCUGUGCUGAUGUGGCCAUGUCUAAUGGCAUGAAUUGUCAUGUCACAUUCAACUGAUUAUGUACAUUAAGAGGUAUUUCAUAAUGCUUAUUUACAGUGGUUAUUUUAAGUGGGGUCUUAUUUAAAGUUUUUGCUUGAAAGGGAGGGGUUUCAGUUAGGUUACUGGUCCAAAAACUAGAAAUUUUGUCUUUGAGGCUUUCAAAAUUGCUGGCACAAGGUUAUCAGGUAUGCUGAUUUUAAAUAUGAUACUGAAAUUUUAAUCAAAUAAAUGGUUUCUAUGGCAACAAAGAAAGAAAAGGUAAAAACAUGCUUUGUUUCGUGUAGUAAAAAAUUUCAAUGAAAAAGAGUCAAUGUAAAGCAUCUUAUCAUACAUAAAGUAGCUCCCUGAAUGUGUGAGAGUGCACUUUGGACAUUUUUUUCACUUUUAAACUCACAAAAAUUGUUGCCCUUUUAAUCAAAAUUUUCGCUUUUAAUCAAAAAAAUCUACAAGCUGAUAUGUUGUAGGUUUGUUCAAGGCCAUGCAAAAUUUUAUAGGCACAGUGCAUGGGAAAAUUUAAGGUCUAAAGUGCACUGUCCAUACCAUAACCAAUCUUUUGAUGUAUAGACAUCAAUCAUUUGCACUCCACUGAAAAAAAUUUGCGUGCACUAAGUAUCGUGAGCAGUGGAAAAAUUGCUUCUGAGGAAAAAUGUGUUUGAAAGUUUUUGAUGUGUUUGUUCGCAAAAAAGAUAGAUAUAUUACUUAAUAAGGGACAUAUUUUCGUUUAAUUCAUUUGUCUCUCUUUAAUCAACAGUCAAAUCCACAGGCAGACUAUGUUUCUACUUCAAGAUAUUUUUUUCUUUGGUCUUUUGAUUGCAUCUUGUAUUUUAAAAUCUUUCUUCUAUUUUUUGCAACUCAAGAAGCUGCUUUUUAUAUUCUCUUGCAGUCCUUUGCCACUGCUGACUUCACCAAAUUCCCUUCUGGACUCAUGUUGAGGGUUUUGCAUAGUGCAACACGAAAUCUUGCCCACAUACUUAACUUGGCUGAUGUUGAUAUCAAAAGAUGAAUUUGGAGAACUGGAGCCUCCAACACCUUCACAUAGGCCCAAAAGAGAAAACAAAGUCUACAUGAGAAUUCUGGAAGAAAUGAGCUUUCAUUUCAUAUAUAGUCAACCUAUGAUCCGUAGAAGUAGGCCUCCUUCCUCUUAUGAUAAACUUUUGUGAAAUAGCAUUUCAAAAUCAGCUGUUUUAGAUGCUUUUCAACAUAUGUACCUUCCUUAAUUUCGCUAAAUUCAAGACUAUAGAUCAAUAUUUAAGAAAAAGAACCGAUGGAAACUGUUCUUAGAAGGCUGUAGAAGCAAAAACAACAAAAAUCUCAAAUUCACUUUUUUGCUCCAAAAUAAACAUAUUUGGGGCAGUGACCUACCUUAACAGGAAAAGAGGGCUUAGUAGAGCUUUUACGGUAACUUGGAACAGUAAUAUCACUUUUCCAAAUUGUUCCUUUAAAAAACAUUCCAAAACCAAACAUUCUAUCCGUUUUGUUUGUUUUGUAAUAUUUCACUUUUCGUUUCGUUUUGUUUCGUUUUGCCAAAUGUUAUCAGUUCAGUUCAUAUAAUUUUAAAUUCCAGUACAUACAAAUUUUGUCAAAACAUUGAAUACACUAUAGGCUACAAGUUACAAUACAAGUUUAAAGACUAAACAUAUCUACAGAAAAAUUAGAAAAUUUGCAUGAAGAGGAAUUUUUUAAGGAGGAGGUCUCUCAGUAGCAAAGCUAAUUGAGGAGAGGCCACCCCCUUAUAGAAAAAUUUUAAUUGAUGAAUAUAACUUAGAAACAUUUUGAGGAAAAUAUUGACGAUUGUUAUCUAUAAUCUGCUACCAUGAUUAUUUUCAAAAAGAAAGGCUUUGAGUCUCUGACGAAAGAUAUGAACAGAUGGUGACCGUUUUACAUCUAAAGGAAUUUCAUUCCAGCACUUUGAUCCACGGUGAUGUAUAGAUCUGAGACCAUAUUGAUUGGUUAUAUAUUGUCCUUACGAGCCUGUCGUGUACCAUAUUGAUGAAUGGACGCCACAGAUUUAAACAAGUUGUGGAAACAAGUAGGGGAGAUUUUAUUGACAGAUUCAUACACAAAAGUCAGAAGUUGAAAGAGAUCAUGCAGUUUUAAUAUUUUCAAACCAGAGAAGAUAGGAGUUGAGUGCAAAGUAAAGUUCUCGAAUGCAAUUGCCCUUAUAACCCGUUUCUGUAAUAGGAAUACUGGAUUUGUAUAAGUUUCAUAUGUAAGACCCCAAACUAAAAUUCCCUAUUGAUUAAAAGGUGAAAAUAAAGAAUUGUAAAGACAUAUCAAAACAUUUAUUGGUAAGUGUCUUACUUUGAAGAACAUGCCACAAAUUCUUGCCAGUUUUUUAGAAAGCUGAGUCAAAUGAUAUUUCCAAGAAAGAUUUUCAUCUAAGGGGACUCCAAGAAAUAUAGCAUAGCAAAUAUUUUUGAUAGGAAAAGUUCCAAUUUUUAUAUUGAUUAUUUGCGAGGAGGGGUUCUGAAUAGACUUGAAGGUAAUAAAAAUGUUCUUAUCAAUAUUUAAUGAUAAAUUGUUAACAUCAAUCCAAACUUUAACUUUUUUGGAUUCAAUAUUAACUGUUCUUUGAAGCAAAUCAAGAUUAUCAGCUUUACUGUAGAUAUUGGUAUCAUCUGCAAAUAAGUAGAAGGCUAGGUUUGAGGAUCAGUAUGGCAAAUCAAUAAUGUAAAUUAGGAAAAGGAGAGGACCAAGGACUGAGCCCUGUGAAACUCCACAAGUCACACAAUAACUUGAGUUUGAUCCAUAUUGAUACAUAUUGUUUUCUUUCUGUGAGAUAAGGCUUGAACCAGUCUAAGAUGGUUCCUCGAAUUCCAUAAAGUUCAAGCUUUGUCAGAAGAAUUUCAUGAUUUACUGUACCACAACCGACUUUCUUAUUAUCUAAUGAGUUCUUGUGGCUUCUGUUAAACUACCCAGGACAUGGUUAAUUGAAUUACUAGUGCGAAAUCCAAAUUGUAAAGCAUAAAGUAUUUCCUGUUUUUCUAGAAAUUUAUAAAGACAUUUAUACCUGACUUUUUCUAUGAUUUUGCUGAAGAUAGAAAGAAGAGAAAUAGGUCUAUAGUUGGAUGCUUUUAGUGAACAACCUUUCUUAAACAAUGGAAUUACUUUGGCAAACUUCAUUUUGUCUUGGAAUACCCCAGAUUGAAAUUAUUCAUUUAUGAUGUGAAAAAGAUCUGAAGAUACAAGUGGGGAAAGGGUUUUUAAGAUUUUCAUAGGAAUGCUGUUUGGUCCUAGAGAUUUUCCAGUUUUAAGAAGAGAGAUUAUCUCAGAUAUUUCACAAGGAACAGAAGGUGCAGUAAAAAAUGAAUUUCCAAUUCUGUCUCCAAUGAAGUUCACAGGUGAAUUAUUGGAUCUUGGUAUAGUUUUUAGUGAUAUUAUAAGACACAUUUACAAAAAAUUAUUGAAAAUAUUGGCAACAACCAUCGGAUCUGAUGAAAUAUUACCAUUUGAGUCCUUAAGUUUAUUUAUAAUAUGAAUAUUACUUGAUUGUCUAAUAUUUAUAACUGAUUUAAUGCCGGACCAUAAUUGUUUCAUGUUAUUACUGUUCUUAUGAAAAUAAUUGUAAAAGUAGCUGUUUUUACUUUCUUGCGAGGAAUCUGAAACUCGAUUUCUAAACCAUUUAUCCAUGGCUUGUUUCUAAAGUUAAUUUCUCUCUUUGUUAGCUUUUUCAAAGGAGCACGAGUUUCAACUAGUUCAUCAAGAAUGGAUAGAAAUCUGUUGAACUAAGCAUUCAUGUCCAAGCAACUGUGAUUUAAAAAUGCUUAAUCAAGGUUUUCAAAAUCAUUUAGAAGAUUUCCUUCAUUAAACUUAGAAAAGUGAUGUUGGUAAUAUGACAAAUUUUUGUAGGAUAUGCCUGCAUGCUUGACAAUCAGAAAUUGAGGAAAAUGAUCCGUUAUAUGUACCAAGAUGUUGCCACUUAUUGUCUCAUUGUCAGAUAUGUUAGAAAAGAUAUUGUCAAUAAGGGUAGAAGAAUUCUCGGAUACCCGAGAUGGGUGAACAAUAAAUGGAAGAAAUUGGUUUGAGAAAAGGAAGUUAACAUGAAUGGUAGUUGGUGUGUGAGAGUUAUAUUUCAGAAGAUUGACAUUGAAGUUACCAAGGUUUCGAUACAAACAAAAGAACAGAUAAUUUUUACCAUUUUUAUUUUCAACUUCAACCCAAACUCCCUCAAAAUUAGUACUGUCCAUACCUAAAUCAGACUUCACAUAAAGCGCAACACCACCAUUUUGACUAUGUGACUGGCAUGGAAAGUAACUAAAUCCAGGAAUUUCAACAUUCAUUUUUAUGUGAUUUGUAAAAGAAUUCCAAGUUUCAGACACGCCAAUGACAUAAAAGUUAAUGUUCAAGGAAGCAAGAGUUGAAACAAGCUCAUUUAAGUAAAGUGAAAAACUUCUAACAUUCAUAUGAAAUAGAGCAAAAUCGAUUUUGAAGUGCUAAGACUAGAUAGUUCUUGAAGAGUUUUAUAACUUGAGUUGAUAUUAGAAGGUAGAUGCUCAUUAAUAUCGUAAUCAUACAGGCUAGGCAAGUUUGAGAGACCAGAGGUUAUUUAAAAUGAUGGCAUCGAGUCAACAAAUGAAGGAAAAUCAAAAUCAUAUAGAUUGAUAAGUUCAUCAUUAUCCAGUUGACCAAAGGGAAACAUGAUUUUAGUACAUUAUAAGCAAAACCAAGACACAUCAUCAGGUUCUUUUUGCAGUUCUUUAUAUUCAGAACUAGAAAUUGCAUUGCAUUUUAUAUGAACCCAGAAUUUGCAGUGAUUACAGUAAACAUAUUUAGCUUGAGCAAGUAUAUCUUUGUGACAAAUGCCACAAGGAAAGGUAUCAGUUAUAACCAUUACAUCCUAAAAUGAACUUGAAUAGCUUCAGAUAGCAAAUCAACUAAAUUACCACUGAAGUAGGCAAGUGAAAAGACAACACAGAAACACAAAUUCAUAAUGUCUUACUCAUUACUUUCAAGAAGGGUUCAAGGAAGGUUGACAGAAACCUCACCAUCAUCAUCAGCAUCAUCAGCAUCAUCAGGCCUGGCAUUGGUGGCUGCAAAUUUCCAGUCUGGUGGCUUGUCUUUCACAAUCAGUCUGUCCUUUAUUAAAUAUGCUAACUUACCCUGCUUUCUCAUCUUUUGCAACAUAGGGAUUUGUGCUUGUCUUCUAGCCAAGGUGUUAGCAGAGUAGUCAUUAUAGAACAAUAUACCAUCAGGCUUUUCUUCCUUGCUUUCAUUACUAUCAUCUUCUUCUGUUUCCAGUGUGUAAGUUUAGCAACAAUAUGCCUGGGUUUAUUCUCGUCAUGCCCUGAUGAGACAGGUUUAUGGUUCACUCUGUGGCAUCUUUCAAUUUGAAUUACUUCUUGAAUGCCAAGUUUUUUCCUUACCAAAUCUUUGACAGUGCGCUUGGUAUCAUCCCAGGUCUUCUCUACUUGAUUCUGGAAUCAAUCUAAGAUUGUUAUGUCUACUCUGAUUCUCUGCACACUCUUGUUUAUCCUCCAAGUCUUCAAUCAACCAUCCUCCCCUCAGUCAUACUGAGUCUGAUUUCAAUGCCUUGUAACUGGCUCUGUUUUUCUUCGCAUUUCACUUGAGAAUAUUCAAGACUGGCCCUCACUUCGGCUACAUCUUUUUGAAUUAAUCUCAUUUCCUGUUUCAUAUCACCAAACGUAAGUUUGAAUGCGAUAGUAUAAGCAGAAGACUGUGUAUGCAAAAGUUCGCGAAUCCUGUAAGAGUCAUCAAUUGGAAAUUUAGGCCUGUUAGGCCAUGUACGUGCUGAAACGUCCCGAAUAAAAACUGACGAUAAUUAUGAAACUGAACUGAUUUCAAUUUGAAAAACAUUUGUAUUGUUCCAGAAAUAGCAGAAUGGGGCUUAAUAAUAGAACAUAGAGCAGUAGUUGAUGAAGAAGGCACAUCUAUUCAUUGCCAUGAGCCUUUUCAAAGAUCAAACCGACUAGAUUUUCUAUUGAAAUUGAAAGGUUGCAUUCUGUAAACUUUGUCAAAUUUUUUAAAUAGUGAAAAUCUAUUUGGUGCAGCAUGUCCGUUUUGCUUGUCUUGUAAAUUUUUACUGGAAUAUUAAAAAUGUCCGUUUUGAUCAAAUUUAGUAUUUAAGCAUUUUUCACAAAUCAAGAUUUUUUAAAUGUAAAUAAUUGUAUAUUUUAAAGUUGAAAAAAAGAUCCCUUACAUUUUCGUUAUCUGAGUAUGCCUUCAUUUUGUUUCAUUAAAGGGAAUUGAAGCAUAUUUAAGUGGCUCAGAGCCAGCAAGCUCAAACUGUCAAUCAAACAUCAACCAAUCACAAGUGUCAUCUACCAUUUCACGUGGUCACUUUUAUUCUCUAUGCCAUAGCAACGCGUGGCGAGAUAAUCGAUCGAUAAUAAUGGCGGACGAAUUUGUCUCUCCCCCUGUGAAAGUGCAAAAACGGAAACGAAACAAGAAGAAAUAUUCCCUUUUCAUCGGCUAUGGCGAUGAAGCAAAGAAAGUUGCUGAUGGUCCUGAUGUUUUGAAGGAUCGUCUCCAUUGUGAAUCAAAUUUUGAACUGCUAAAAUGGAUUAUAAUGGAGAUAAACAAAACUCAUCUCAUUGGGCCUAUUUUAAACCCAGUUGAUAGCCAACAUGACGUCUGAUGUCCAGGGAUUUUGCAGAAUUGCGGCAAUACCAUUUCUGAGCCAGAAGUACAGAAAACAACAACAACAAGUCCAAAUGUAGACAUCUUUUGAUAGGGGUUAUGUUGUUGCAAAAAGAUAUUUGUUUUUGAUACGUUUUGUUAGUACCAUUUGCCACAUGCCAAAAGGUUUUUGCAAUGCCAAAAUGUUUUUUUGUUUCCCUGUUUAGCUUUGCAAAUAACACUUGUAACAAAAUCUGCUUGUUAUUAAGAUGGAAUUGUGCACCCUGUCUAAGACCAUGAUUUGUUCAUAUAGCCAUAGGAAAUGUACUUUCAUCAUAUUGUAGAAGUUAUUGUGGAAGGGUAGGUAUUUAUCUAUUGAAAGUCUUAAAGCUAACAGGUGUAAAUUCUUGAGUAAAUUUUUCCCUCAGAACAUCAGUGGACACGCUUUUAAGCCUGAAGGCCUAUCUUUCUGCAAAACAAGCAGACAUCAACCCAAGUGGAAACAAUGAGUAUUACAUCAUUAAUCAAUUAUAUAUAUUUUUCUAGUUCGUAGUGUACGCAGGUAGCUCUACUAUUGGUGUAACAAAAAAUACUCUACCCACCAACACAGGUGACCUGGGCCAAUUUUGUGUUCUAGACCUUAUGCUAAAAUUCUACUCAUCUUACAACAAUAUUUAUGGUUUAUGUAGCCCCUAAAAAGUGUAUAUAAAAGAUGACUAUUUCAAGCUCCUUCACCCAUGUUGAACAGGUAUACAGGGUUUAGCAAAGUUUUAGCAUUUUUACCAACCUUCCUAAUAUUGCAUGAUAGAGUAUCUUAUUCUAAUUCAUUCCUAAAUUUAUUUUAUUUAUUCUAGGCUAGAAAUAGUAAAAAAUGAUGAUGUGUUGAAUGAAGAGGAGGAUUCUCAAGAUGAUAAUUUUCUGGAAGAGUAAGGCCUUACUGGGAUUACUGUACACACUCCACUAAGAUUAUUGUAUAUAUCUGAUCUUUUGAGCUUCCCAGAUGUGGGUUUCACCAAAGUAUUAUUUUUCUUGUCAUACAGUGGUUUUUUCAAUACAGUCCUCAAGGAUACUUUCAUUUGUCAAAUGAUUUAAUAACUAUGUCAAUGUAUGCAAACAAUUGCAAAGUUAGCUGUAUUCACCAUUAACUCAUUUUUUCAGCAUGUUGACAAGUAUCCCACAAUUUGACAUUGUGCAGUCAACACCAAUAAGGACAGCUGAAUUCAAGGCAGUUGAUGACGACGAGCUUGUGCCUGAAGAGUCUUUUCUUAAAGAGGCUGUAGAAGAAGAAGAGACAACCGAGAGUAUGUCAAAUUCAGCAGAGGAUAACUUUACCAGCCAUGAUCAUUUCCAAUCUGUCUCAUAUGGUGAUAUUGGUGACGAAAUAAAGGCUGUCGCAGAGCCUAAGUGCUUUGUAAUAAUGAUGCAACUGAAAGUGCUCCUUGGUGACAAAUGCCAAGUUCAACAUUGCAGCAAAGCUAUAACAUCGAUUGAAGACAAAAUGUGUGGGUAUUGUGUUAAGCUGGUUUGGUUUUGUGAAAUGGGACUCAGAGGAGUAUGGUAUUCUAGUGGUUUCUAUGCUGCUGGUUUUGCAAUCAACUAUGUCAUUGAAGGUGCAUUACUCUUGGUUGGUGGCUCCAUCACACAAUUCAAACGAUUUUGCAAGUUCAGCAAUCUUGGUUCCAGCAGCACUACCUCCUUUUACACCAAUCAAUGUCUCUGUGUUUCGCCAACAGUAGAUCAGGAAUUCAAUGAGGAACGAGACAGGAUCAUCAAGGAAGUUCAGUGUAGAAAUUUAAAAGUUACCAUCUGUGGCCUUUUUGCCUCGAAGGGAACAUACACCUUGAUGGAUUAUGAAAGUAAAAAGCUCCUAACAAUGGAAUGUGUUGAUAAGAGAGAAGUCAAUCUAAAAUCUACCCAGUUAACUUGGUUGGCUACCAAUUGCAGAAAGACGGGAAUUCAAUCUAUUAAAACUGACUUUCAAGGCAAUUCACAACACUUACUGGCCUACAAUUAAUGCACUCGAUCUGCAAACUUGUAACAGAGUACUGUGAAGUAGUAACGAAACUCGUAUAAGGCCAUCACUAAUGGCAGAUACUUUUGAAGAUGCCGCUGCAAAGUCCUUUAAUGCCUUACCUGAAUCAAUGAAAUCUCAGUCUUGCUUUACGACAUUUUGUUCCAACUUAAGAGGCAUUUAUUUGAAAAAGCGAGCAACAAAUUGGACUAAAAAACAUUAUUUCUUCUUUUUUUUAUAAUUAUGUAACUGUUGUUAACUUUUGAUCCUGUAAUUUGACUUUGCACGACACUUGUAGUGGAUAUGCUCGAUUGUACCAUUAUUAUUAUUAAUAUUAUUUUUAUUAUUAGUUAGAGGUUCAUCUUUUUAUGAAAUGCAUGCAUUGAAUUCUUGAAAAACUUGAUGGGCUUGUGGAUGAAGUUUGUACUGAUGCAGACACUAGUAUUUUAUCUUUAAUGAGUAAGUGGCAAAUGCAAAUAUAUUUUUAAAGAAACAAAAGUAUACUGGCCAAUCAACAAAACAAUUUGUGUUUACAGUAGAUCUCAUUGCAAAUAGUACUUAUAAUAGCAUAGUAAAAAAAGAAGCUGAAACACAAAAUGUUCCAUUUUAAUUAGAUUUCCUAAAAUACUUUCCUAUUAUAGGAAAGGUUUAUCAACAUGGCUUAUAGUAGAAGUUUAGUUGAGUUGGUAACUGUAAUAUAGCAUUGCUUAAUUUCACACAUGCUAAUCAAUAUGGCUAACUGAUAAGAAAAAACAGCAACCUAGACCUGUGCUUGCUACCAAGCUACCACCUAGUUUUCAUUGACUGAUCUUAGAGGUGGAUCUCUAUCAUCUGACAGUGUCCUGCCAAGAUAUUCUAAAAUUUUAAACAAUACAAUUUGUCAAGAUGUCAAGAUGUCUAUGCCUAAAUUGUGUUUCAUAUGUUCACAUUUGCCAUUGCUAGAUUUUUUUGACCAAAGUAAGAGGCCUGUUUUAUAAAAGUGUUUUGGAUUUUUCUACAGGAAACAUGACUUUUAUAUCUCCAUUGAAGCACAGUCUUGAUGUUUGGCACAAAGCAACUAAACUUUCUUCAAAGCUUGGACAGGUAUAUUUAUGAUACUGUGCAGCUAUAAAAUUGUGUGACUUCAAGGCCAUCUGCAUUGUCAACAGCUGCCUUCCUCAGAGCAUAGUUUGCACAUCCUUAGAGUGAACACGGACCUGGUGGAACAUGGAUUCAACAUCUGCCAUCAGUGCCACUGAUUCUUGACGGAAUUGGAGUAGAACGCCAACAAGUGAAUUCGUAAAAUCAGGGCCUUGCAGUACAUUGCCACUGAUUAAUCACAUUGUGAUGUGGGAGAUACCAUACUGCUCCAUCAUUUCUACUGAUCUGAUCUUGAGGAACCUUUCUUGCGUGGUCUUUCACCAUGAAGUCAUCAAUAAACUUGGUAUACUUCUCACUGAGGCCAACAUCCCUUGACAACUUCCUCUUCAGGUGUUUCAGUCUGUGCUCCGCCACUGAUUUGUUAUUUGGCAGUCAUGGCUGGAUAUCUCUCCAUGGUAUAACAAGUUGAUAAUGCCCAUCAACAAGUUUGGCUGUGUCAUCAACUACUGCCACUGUCUUCUUAUCUUCCAUCAACAUUGCUUUACAGUUGUCGGUAGCUGAGUGACAAAAAUCAAGAUUGAUGUGCUGCUUGAAAGGUUUCUCUAAUAUGUCGUCAUUUUUGCAUGAAGAAAUAAGAUAGCAUUGCUUACGUUCUUGACCAUACCUCCAAAGUGGGCCAUUAAGCUUCCAUCCAAAUUUCGUCUUCACUGCAUAAGGACCACAAUUUUGUGCUCUUCUAACUGUUGGGAAACUAUGCCUACGUCUUUUGUUUUCUUUUUAGUUGCUUUUAGGGUUUUUAACGGAUUGUUGAACCAUUUGUUAACGCUUAACGUAUUUUAAAUAGUGCUUUCAACGCCUUUUAUUUUAUUGAGUCACGCUGUUAGAUGCUUUGUUAAUUUGCCUUUUGUAUUAGCAUGGCAUGAUUCGAGUCAAGUGUAUGAUGUGAUCAGACGUAAAAUCUUACAAAACUCGCCUUUUUCUUCGGAGUGCUUCUUGAUCAAUGUAAGCAAAAGAAUUUCAGCAAGAGUUGAAAAAGAGUACCAACAGAUGGUCCACCGGAGUCGGAGGCAUUGAAUCAAGAUGGAAAGUUUGGAAAAAGCGAAGAAAAGGAGAAAAAUAUUCCGGACGAGUGUCACGAAGACCGCAAAUAAAGUAAAAGAAUUGGUAGAGGACAGCGAGUCUAUCGAAGAGGGAACAUUGGAAUAUUUAAAAGCCGAGCUUAAAGAGAAACAAACGGAGAUAAAAAAGAGUGAUGAAGAAAUUUUGGAAUUGCUUUUAGAGUAUGUUGAAGAGGAAGAGCAAUUGGAUAAAGAAAUGGACGAAGUUGGGGAAUACAAGAUUUUGAAUGCUAUUUAUUCGAUAAACUGCCUUUUGAAUACCAAAGAAGAACCAAAGAACAGCAUCGCGAGGAGUGUAUCGAAGGACAGUUUAAAUUCGGAAGUAUCAAGUUUGUCCCCAAGUUCGAGAAAUGUCACAAGAAAAACCGUUGUGAAACUGCCUAAAUUGGAAUUACAGAAAUUCACGGGGAAAAUACACGAGUGGCCGGAAUUCUGGGAUGGUUUUCAAAGUGUACACAAGAAUCCAGAUUUGGCAGCGUGUGAUAAGUUUAAAUAUUUGAAGAGUUUUUUAGAAGAAUCUGCUUGAAUGUGCUAACAGGAAUGCCCAUGACAGACGAAAAUUAUGACAUCGCUGUCAACCUUCUGAAGAAAAGAUUUGGCAAACAGGAAGUAAUACAGCAGGCCCACAUUAGCCACCUCCUGGGGCUCCACCCUGUUUACAACGACAAAGCCGUCAGCCGAUUGCGCAAUCUGCACGACGAAAUCAAGACACAUUAUCGCGGGCUCGAGGCUCUUGGUGUCAACAAUUCCUCGUUUUCUGCAAUUGUCGUGCCAACGCUUCUUGAAAAGGUACCGGAAAAUAUCAGGGGUCAGAUGAUUAGGAGUUCGGACAAAAAUUAUUUGAAGUUGACGAUAGAUGAAUUACUAUGUGCCUUUGAAAAAGAAAUCUCGAUAAAAGAGUGCCAAAUGCCUCUGGGAAGUUUGGGGGGCGGAAAAGAUUUGACAAGCCGAGCCAAUAACAACAACAUUAGGCCCAGAAGCAACUUCAACAAGGAGGGAACUGUCUCGUCGCUACUGGUUGGUGAAAAGGCAAACAGUUGUGUUUUCUGUAUGAGAGACCAUGCUUCUGAAACAUGCACCAAUGUUUUGGGAGCGGAAAACCGGAAGAAUGUGCUAAGAAGAUGUGGUGAAUGUGCCUAUGGUAUCUUUUGAUGGAAAGAGGAAGAUUGAAAUUGAAUGUUUUGUUGUCAGUAACAUUUCUCAUAUUAAGAAUGUUCACCCAGAAGUUGUAAAGAAAUCUUAUACCCAUUUGCAUAAUAUAUGGUUUUCAGAUAUUUCUAGGUUGGAAUCAUUAACAAUUGAUGUUUUAGUUGGCUCAGACUGGCUAUGGAGUUUUAUGGAUGGUGAAGUUAAACGAGGGGGGGCCAGGUGAACCUGUGGCCAUCAAGACUGCAAUGGGAUGGGUGCUGUCAGGCCCAUUACAAGGUAAGAAAUCAGAUUUUAAUGAGUCAAAUUUCAACUUUAUGUCUGAAUCACCAAUUUUGCUUUUGAAAUGUGACAGAUCUGCAUUAGAAGAUAAAAUUCAGAAGUUGUGGGACCUUGAAACAAUUGGAAUUCGUGAAAGAAAUGAAGUACAUGAGACCCUGUUAGACAACAUCACUUUCAAUGGCGAACGAUACUUCGUUGGUCUACCAUGGAAGGCAGGUAAUAAAGUUUUACCUACAAACUUUGACAAUGCUUUAGCCAGAUUUAACAGCCUUAUUAGAAAACUUAAGAAAGACCCUUCUACACUGCAAAAAUAUGAUGAUAUAAUAAAAGAGCAGGUUGAAUUAGGUAUUGUUGAACAAGUAUCAGAAAUGGAUGUCACUGAAAAGGUACACUACCUUCCCCACAUGGCUGUAGUGAGAGAAGAAGCAGAGACAACAAAAGUUAGGGUUGUCUAUGACGCAUCCUGCAAAGACAAAAAAUUUGGUACCUCUUUAAAUGAUUGUCUGCAUGCAGGCCCGUCUCUCUCACCUUUAAUUUUUGACAUUUUGCUUCAUUUUCGUGAAAGUAGGGUAGCUCUUGUAGGAGACAUAGAGAAGGCUUUCCUCAACAUUGAGAUUAACCAAGAAGACAGAGAUUGUUUGAGGUUUCUAUGGUUAGAUGGUAUAAACAAAACAGAGCCUAAAAUUUGCAUCAUGAGAUUCAGACGUGUUGUUUUUGGUGUAAAUUCAUCGCCCUUUCUCCUGAACGCUGUUUUGCGACACCACAUUGGUAAGUAUCAAAAUGUUGAUCCAAAUUUUGUAUCAAAGUUGACAGAAAGCUUUUACGUUGAUGACCUAGUUACAGGUACAAAGAAUGUCAAUGAAGCAAGAUCGCUAUAUUUGAAUGCAAAGGAAAGAAUGCAAGCCGGGGGGUUCAGACUCCGAAAAUGGAAAAGCAGUGAUCCCACUCUAAACAGUGAGAUUAAAGAAGAGACCAAAUCAGAAGAAAAACACAGUGUAGCUGAAGAUUCCACCUAUGCAAAAGAAAGCCUUAGGGGUGCAAGUGCUGAAGGUAAGAAGAGUAAGGUUUUAGGGGUAAUAUGGGACAAUAUGACUGAUAGAUUGGAAUUUGACUUUACUAGGAUGUGUGACAAGGUAAACAAAUAUCAUCCUACAAAGAGAGGUGUUCUGAGUGUUUUAGCAUCUCUUUUUGAUCCUCAUGGUAUUUUAAGUCCUGUGGGUGUAACUGCUAAGAUUUUGUUUCAGGAUCUGUGUAAGUUAAAUGUAGGUUGGGAUGAGCCUAUACCAGACUUAUUGACAGCAACAUGGAAAUUAUGGCUAGAGGAUCUUGAAAGGGUGCAAAAUAUCAGUUUACCAAGAUGUCUUUAUGAUGCUGAUAGUGACAAAGUAAGAUCUGUAGAAAUUCAUGCAUUUGGUGAUGCAAGCAGAAAAGCAUACUGCGGGGUGGUAUAUCUGGUAUAUGAAACACCUGAAGGCAUUAAAACAACAUUGCUGUGUUCAAAAAGUAGAGUUGCUCCUUUGAAGGAAAUAACAAUUCCAAGGCUAGAAUUGUUAUCAGCCAAGAUCUUAGCCACUUUGGUAGACACUGUGGUGAAAGCUCUCAGUUCUCAAUUGGAAAUCACAAAUAUAAAGCUAUGGCUAGACAGCAAAACAGCCUUAAGUUGGAUCCAGGGUCAAGGUGAAUGGAAGCAGUGGGUCCAAUUUAGAGUUUCAGAAAUUUUGAAGGUGACAAAUGCAGAUGAUUGGGGAAAUGUGAAAGGAUCAGAGAACCCCGCUGAUAUUGGUUCAAGGGGCACAAAAGUUAGCCAACUAAUGAACAGCAAGUUGUGGUGGGAAGGUCCCCAUUGGCUGAAAGAGAGAAGAGAAAACUGGCCUUCACAAGAGGAAAUUGCUCCAAACUCCGAAGAGGUUAACUGUGAGAGAAAAAAGGUAACAGUAAUGGUAACAACUGUUGAAUAACCUGCUGGGGUAAGUAGCUUAAUCGAUAUCAGCAAGUACAGCACUCUCAAAAGAUUGCUUAGAGUAACAUCAUUCGUUUUCAGAUUUGGUGGAAAUUUAAAGGCAAAGAUAGAAGGAAAAGCUUUGCAGUUAGACAAAUUGAGUGCAGAAGAAAUUAUAAGAGCUGAAAAAGAAUGGGUAAAAGAUGCACAAUCAUUGGUGAAAUGUAGUAAAGUAUUUGAGAAAGUAAGAACGUUAGCAGAACUCAGAGCCAGAUUUUGGGUAACUAAGGCUAGGCAAUUUGUAAAAAAGGUCUUACAUUUAUGUUUUGUUUGCAGGAAAUUGGAAGGAAGACCAUACCAACCACCACCAACAGCCCAAAUGCCAGACUUCAGAGUAAAAGAAUCUAUUCCAUUUGCAAAUGUUGGGAUUGACUUUGCAGGCCCGUUAUAUGUGAAAAGUAAAAAACAAGCCACAAAGAAGGUAUAUAUUUGUUUAUUCUCAUGUUGCGUGACUAGAGCCCUGCAUCUAGAGUUAGUUGAAGAUUUAUCUACUCCUACAUUCUUGAAUUGUUUGAGGAGAUUUUGUGCAAAAAGGGGGCACACCAGAAGUAAUUAACUCUGAUAACGCCAAGACAUUUAAAUCAACUUCAAAGUUUUUGAAGAAACUUCAUGGAGACAGGAAUGUGCACACUUUUCUAGAAUCAAAAAGAAUUGACUGGAAAUUCAACCUUGAGGUAAGUCCUUGGCAAGGGGGGCACUUUGAAAGAAUUAUAAGAAGUGUUAAGAGAUGUCUGCGUAAAGUACUUGGAAAUGCUAGAGUGACUUCUGACGAAUUACGUACGGUUUUGUCGGAGGUAGAAUGUAUUCUUAACAACAGACCUUUGACAUAUUUAUAUGAUGAGGUGGAUGGAGAAGUGUUAACUCCAUCACAUCUAUUGGUAGGUAGAAGAUUAAGCAUGCUUUCAACAGGUAUUGGUUGUAAAUUGAGAUUUGAUGAAGACGAUCUUCAUUCAUCACAUUGUAAGCGCUUUUCUUACUUAACCAGAUUGUUGAAUAGUUUUUGGACUAGGUGGAAGAAGGAAUACCUCAUAGAUCUGAGAGAAUCUCACCGAAUGAGCAAGAACAACCCAGCAAACAUUAAUGCAGGAGACAUUGUAGUAGUGCAAGACGAAAAUCUUAAGAGAGGUCGAUGGAAAAUUGCAAACGUCAAGGAUGUAAUUCGGGGUAAGGAUGGUCACAUACGCGGUGCCAAGGUAUGCAAAGCUGGAAGAGGUAAGUAUGAGCCUUUAACUAGACCAAUUCAAAAACUGUAUCCUUUAGUGAGUGGAAAUGGAGCUAUGAGUAAGGAGGAUGGAGUGAAAAAAGAGAAUUUCUCAGAGAAUAAGGAGAAUGAGAGGUCCGCAGGGGAGCGACCCAUAAGAGCUGCAGCAAACAACGCGCGUCUUAAGAUGCUACAGUUACUUGAUGCAUAGGAACAUGCGCCAAGGAGGGGGGGUGUGUUGGGAAACUAUGCCUACGUCUUUUGUUUUCUAUUUAGUUGCUUUUAGGGUUUUUAACGGAUUGUUGAACCAUUUGUUAACGCUUAACGUAUUUUAAAUAGUGCUUUCAACGCCUUUUAUUUUAUUGAGUCACGCUGUUAGAUGCUUUGUUAAUUUGCCUUUUGUAUUAGCAUGGCAUGAUUCGAGUCGAGUGUAUGAUGUGAUCAGACGUAAAAUCUUACAAAA